AUGACUCCGAUCACCAAAUUCCUGGCUCUCGCAGCUCUUGCUGCGGGCGCUGUCGCUGUGGCGGACUCUGACAGCCCUCCAUCGAGCAUUCCCAUCACUCUGCCAGAUGACUCACUCGUGUACGCCUCAACCCUUUACGCCUCACCACUUGUCGCCCGUCGUGACAAGGUCAGCUGCAGCAGGGGUCACAGCUGGGACGAGAACACCGGAGUCGAACUCAACCACUUCGUCGCCGACUUCGCUGCCACCUAUGAUGGCAGCUCCCUCGCUCGUGGCGCCGAGUCUUCCGAGUGGUACACCGCUUCAAACGGCGGCAAGUUCUACCUCUCUGUCGUCAACCGUGCCUGCGACAACGUCAAGAUCGAGUCCGCCACCCACACCCUCUCCCUCGCGGUCCAUGCCUGUGAGAUCGAGGGCAGCGGAAAGUACUCUGGUGGCAUGGUGGAUUACGGCAUGACUGAAGAGACUGCUACCGGCUGCGGUUACUACGUCAUCACCUACACGUCUGUCGACACCACCAGCAGACUCGGCCGCCCAGCCAAGCGCGGCUCCAACUGCCCCACUUGCGCUCCGUUCUGCCUUGAACCCUUCUCCACCUGCAACCCCCCGGAGUGGUCCCGCUGCAGCCAGCACGAGAAGGACUGUAUCCUUGGUCAAGCCAGUAGCUUCUCCGGCUGCCUGAUGGCUGGAAACUGCGCGCGUGGUGCCGACACCACCAGCAAGCUCGUCAACCCAGCCAAGCGUUCCGACACCUGCGCCACUUGCGCUCCGUUCUGCCUUGAGCCUUACUCCACCUGCAACCCACCCGAGUGGUCUCGCUGCAGCCAGAACGAGAAGAACUGCAUCCUUGGCCAAGCCAGCAGCUUCUCCGGCUGCCUUAUGGCUGGAAACUGCGCGCGUGGUGCCGACACCACCAGCAAGCUCGUCAACCCAGCCAAGCGUUCCGACACCUGCGCCACUUGCGCUCCGUUCUGCCUUGAGCCUUACUCCACCUGCAACCCACCCGAGUGGUCUCGCUGCAGCCAGAACGAGAAGAACUGCAUCCUUGGCCAAGCCAGCAGCUUCUCCGGCUGCCUUAUGGCUGGCAACUGCGCGUCAUGA
This is a messenger RNA of Fulvia fulva, 1101 nucleotides long. RefSeq lists its product as uncharacterized. The coding region runs from base 1 to 1101 and encodes 366 amino acids. The record is from RefSeq and is a predicted model, not a curated record. The transcript is spliced from 4 exons. NCBI's taxonomy places the organism in Eukaryota, Fungi, Ascomycota, Dothideomycetes, Mycosphaerellales, Mycosphaerellaceae.